Cyanidioschyzon merolae strain 10D is the source of this 1368-nucleotide messenger RNA. RefSeq names its product probable histone acetyltransferase GCN5. NCBI's taxonomy places the organism in Eukaryota, Rhodophyta, Bangiophyceae, Cyanidiales, Cyanidiaceae. Bases 1 to 1368 code for a protein of 455 amino acids. Gene Ontology annotation, biological process: positive regulation of transcription by RNA polymerase II; chromatin remodeling. The record is from RefSeq and is a predicted model, not a curated record. The transcript has a single exon. Gene Ontology annotation, molecular function: protein binding; histone H3 acetyltransferase activity. Gene Ontology annotation, cellular component: histone acetyltransferase complex.
AUGCCGAGCAAACGAAAGCAACCGACAGCGAAGCAAACGGUGAAAACCGAACCAGCAGGUAGCUCGCAGGUCUCUGCAAGCUUUAAGGCUGAGCCCGAGUCGAAGACCCCUCCGCCCGAAGAAGAAGAAGAGGAUUUUCGAGUGGAGCCCUCGUGUGAGGUUCCACGUGCGCGGAACCCCAUCCAACCCGACUAUCCCGGUGCGUACACCAUGUCGUCAGAGGACAUCAUCGGAACCGACUCCCAUCUUGCGUACGUUUCACGCUGGCAUCGCAUGCGCGAGGAAGAGCGCCGUGGCUCAGUUUGCUUUCGAGUCGUGACAAACGACGGCUCCCGACCGGCGCUUGUACAGUUACUAGGUCUUAAGAAUGUGUUCGUUCGGCAGCUGCCGAAUAUGCCGCGACCCUACGUCGUGCGCCUUGUUUUCGAUCGGAAGCACGAGUCGCUGAUCAUGAUCAAAAAACUGCCCUCCGGCGAGGAGGUGGUCAUGGGUGGCUGUUGCUACCGUCCGUUCUCCGAGCAGCGUUUUGCUGAGAUCGCAUUUCUUGCCAUCUCCCACAGCGAGCAGGUCCGCGGUUACGGCACACGGCUCAUGGCACAUACAAAGGAACGCGCAAAGGCGCUCCAACUCACGCAUUUGCUCACCUGUGCAGAUAACAACGCCGUGGCUUAUUUUAAGAAGCAGGGCUUUAGUAAGAUCAUAACGCUACCGCCUGAACGUUGGCAAGGCUAUAUCAAGGACUACGAAGGCAUCGUGCUGAUGGAGUGCGCUCUGAACUACAAGGUCGAUUACUUGAACAUUCCGCCCUUGUUGAAAGCACAAAAACUAUGCCUCUUGGAGAAGCUGCGCGAGGUAUCCCGCUCGCAUAUCGUCUACCCAGGGAUUGAUGUGAAAAAGAUGAAAGGCAUUCGAAUCGAGGAUAUACCCGGGCUGCAGCACGUCGACCUGGAUCGAGUACCACCGCCAACCGCAGCCCACGGGACCCGCUCUGGCGUUAGCAGCGCGAAACCGCUCACGGCUGCUGCAGCAAUCGCUCGGGAACGCGACCCAGUGCAGUUAGCGGCACUGCAGAAGGAAUUGCAACAGGUUUUGAACCAGAUCAAAUCGCACUCGAGUGCGUGGCCGUUUCUGGAGCCGGUGGAUCCCCAGGAAACCGGUGCGUACAACUACUACGAAAUCAUUAAGAACCCAAUGGAUUUGCGUACGAUUCAAGAGCGCCUGGACUCUGGCUGGUAUUAUGUGAAUCGCGAUAUUUUUCUCGCUGACCUGAAUCGAAUGGUGAAAAACGCUAUUGACUACAAUGGGCCUGGUCAUUAUAUCAGCGAAUUGGCUCUUUCGCUCAAGCGCUUCUAUUCGAGCAAACUUUAA